GGCCCAGCUGUGGCACCAGGGUAACGAGCACUUCGGCAGGUCCUGGGGUCCAGGUGACGUGGUGGGCUGUAUGGUCGAUCUGAACGAACACACGAUGAUGUUCACCCAUAACGGAGAGGUGCUCCUGGACCACUCAGGGUCGGAACUGGCCUUCAAGGACUUUGAGGUUUGGGAAGGUUUCAUCCCGGUGUGCAGCCUGGGUGUUUGCCAGGUUGGGAGGAUGAACUUUGGUAAGGACGUGAGCACGCUGAAGUACUUCACCAUCUGUGGUCUGCAGGAAGGCUACGAGCCCUUCGCCGUCAACAUGAACAGAGACCUCACCAUGUGGCUCAGCAAGAGACUGUCUCAGUUCAUCCCUGUACCUCCGCAGCAUGAACACAUUGAGGUCACGAGGAUGGACGGCACCGUGGAGACUUUCCCGUGUCUCAAGGUCACCCAGAGGUCGUUCGGCUCCCAGAACAGUAACCCAGACAUCACCUUCUAUCGCCUCAGCAUGCCUAUAGAGUGUAACGAGGUGCUGGCCAAGUCACCUGGCGGGACGCUACAGUCUGGCGGGGGCUUCUCCUUCUCCUCUAAGAAAGACCUGGACGACUUUGAGACCGUGUCCGACUUCGAGGUGUUGACGAAGUCUGCCCACUGCACCCUGGGCUCCAGCCUGGACAAGGAGAAGGACCAGUUCAACAACCACAAGGACUACAACCAGGAGAAACCCUCCACGUUAAAGCAGAGGUUUGUAGAUUACAGUUAG
This is a messenger RNA of Oncorhynchus tshawytscha (Chinook salmon), 748 nucleotides long. Its product is annotated as ryanodine receptor 2-like. The transcript is spliced from 4 exons. The record is from RefSeq and is a predicted model, not a curated record. Gene Ontology annotation, biological process: calcium ion transport. The coding region runs from base 71 to 748 and encodes 225 amino acids. Gene Ontology annotation, molecular function: ryanodine-sensitive calcium-release channel activity. Gene Ontology annotation, cellular component: Z disc; sarcolemma; calcium channel complex. Lineage: Eukaryota; Metazoa; Chordata; Actinopteri; Salmoniformes; Salmonidae.